Nematostella vectensis (starlet sea anemone) is the source of this 2912-nucleotide messenger RNA. Its product is annotated as synaptotagmin-7. Gene Ontology annotation, biological process: calcium-ion regulated exocytosis; vesicle fusion; cellular response to calcium ion. The transcript has 4 exons. The record is from RefSeq and is a predicted model, not a curated record. Bases 132 to 1391 code for a protein of 419 amino acids. Gene Ontology annotation, cellular component: membrane; axon; synapse. Gene Ontology annotation, molecular function: SNARE binding; calcium ion binding; clathrin binding. Lineage: Eukaryota; Metazoa; Cnidaria; Anthozoa; Actiniaria; Edwardsiidae.
CAAAAACAAUAAGUGCUGAGCAGUGGCCAAAGCUAUCAAAGCGUGGGUUGUGGGAAGGAUCGGACACGACAGCGAUGGAAGAAAAGAGGAAAACUUCACUAGAUCCGACAUAGGGCAAUUGACCAGCCAAUAUGGUAGUUUUAAUGGUAGCGAGUGGCGAGGUUCGUCAUCAAAACGGAGAAAUAACAUGGGUUAUCCCAGCAAUCGCGAGCUUGGUCUCGUUGUCCAUGUUCAUAAUUCUUUGUUCCUGGUGCAGAAAAUGUUGGAAGACUUCGAAAGCUCAAGAAACCGAGAUCGGCACUGAAACUUUUGAUUCAAGCUCUGAAUCACUCGCUUCAACACCCAAGCAAAAAUACCAGUCUCUCUACACGGGCAAAAAGCCUGUGGGUAGCACCUAUGACCCCAUUUAUAGCCAUCGAUCAGGCUACGAUUCACCGGAUUAUAUGCGUAGUACAUUGAAGUUUAAUCGCCCACCUUCGCAAGAAUUCGAAUUUCAGACUCCACAGCUGAAUAUCAGUAAAGUCGAAGUCCCGCCGGCACCUCCGCCACCCCCUGACGCAAGCUUGAAGGAGCAGUUAGGAAAAAUAUUCUUCUCUUUGACUUACUAUUCCUCGGACUCUGUCUUAACUUUGAAGGUUCUCAAAGCGCAGGGUCUCCCUGCGAAGGACUUCAGUGGAACGAGUGACCCAUUUGUAAAGAUUAUGCUCCUUCCGGAUAAGAAACACAAGUUAGAAACCCGAGUAAAACGGAAGAAUUUGAAUCCAGUGUGGAAUGAGGUGUUUACAUUUGAGGGUUUCCCCCAUAACAAACUAAUGGGUAAGACAUUGUACAUGCAAGUACUGGAUUAUGAUCGAUUUUCAAGAAAUGAUCCUAUUGGUGAGGUUGAAAUACCCCUGGAAAAUAUCGAUCUUGGUCCUGUUACGCUCACAUUCACGAAGGAUCUUCUGCCCUGCAAGAAAGAUAGGGUGCCUCUGGGAGAUCUCCUUGUCUCGCUAAUGUACCAGCCUACCAACAACCGAAUAAUUGUGGUCGUGAUGAAGGCGAAUAAGCUGAAAGCGAUGGACCUCACCGGCUCGUCAGACCCAUACGUGAAAAUGUACAUCAUGCACAAAGACCGUCGUCUCGACAAGAAAAAGACGACGAUAAAGAGACGGACGCGCGACCCGGUGUGGAACGAAUCCUUCAUCUUCGAUGUGCCCUUGGACAAGAUCCGGGACCUUACCUUUGUAUUCAACGUGAUGGACUAUGACCGAAUCACACAAAACGAGUUAAUUGGCCAGGUCAUACUGGGAUACCGCACCACAGGGAGCUCGUUAAGACAUUGGACAGAAAUGAUGAAUAACCCGCGGAAGCCUGUGGCGCAAUGGCAUCGGCUUCAAGACGCCCUUUAACUAGUUCCCUGGCUACACUCUUCUUUUCUUGGCACAGGAAACACUGGGAAGAAUACUGUGUCGGAAGGCUUGGUUGCAAGGUUAACAUGGGCUCUUUUCCGUCAUUUUUAGCACAGAAAUCUCGAGGGUUGUCUUCUCGGCGCAAAAAUGCUCUUUUACAGCGACCGCAAAGCACGAUGGGCCUCCCAGCAUGCAGUGGUGGUAGCCCGAAAACGGAUGUAAAGAAAUACUUUCUUGUAUUUUCAAGGUUUGGGCCAGGACCGGGUCACCCUCUUUUAUUUAUAGCAUGUGUAGCUAGCUAAGAAGUUUGGCAAUAACGACACACUGCGGUUCUCAAUAUUUUGCCAACUCUGGGAAACCAACAGUUUAUUUUUAGUGCUGCUUUUUUUCUGGGCCAGCCCGUGGCGGAAUGUUGUCGUAAUUUGAAACUAUUUCGGUGCUCGUCACAGGCUUACCAUCCUAAUGUUGUUAUGCGCACUCCGCGUCUCGUUUUUUUUUUUUUCGUAGAAUGAAGGUCACAUAAACACUCAUUACGUUGUCUUUGAUGUCUGGAGGGAGAUCAGUAAAAAGAAAAAACAAUAACUUUAGGAUGGUAAGCCUGUGUGGCCAUAUGGUGACCAAGGAUUGAUUACUGAACCCAGAAGGCGAUUUAGGGGCCGUCCACAAUAACACGUUUGAAUCCGUAUACUUUUUGAUACGUUUAGGCCUUCCGUCCACACCAAUCCAGCGAAUCCAGAUACUUUUAAAAACGCUGUCGAAAGUGAAUGAAAAUGAAUCCGUAUACUUUGGUCCGUAGUGUAGACGGUCGAAUCCGUAUCAAAAGGAAAACAAUGGCGUCAUAUCGCAGACGCGCGCUGCUUUGAGCAUGCGCAUAUCUUUCAGCGUUUUCAAACAUUUGAUUCCGUGUUAGUGUAGACGGCUGGAUCCAGGCGAACACGAUGCGAAAACGAUAGUGUGGACGCGAACCAAGUGAUGUGUUUCGGCGAAACGAAUCCGGAUACUUUUGAAUCCGUGUUAGUGUGGACGACCCCUUAGCAGUUGGAAAUACUCGGCGAAAGCUCUAGAAUGAUGAAAACCGUAGUACUAAGGUGACAACAAUACUCGUAUUUCCAAAGCUCAAAACACCUAAUUUCGUUGAUCCUUGUGUAGGAUGAUUGAGUCGAUGAUGAGAACUGCUUAUGAACUACAAAAAUCUGAUAAUGACCAUUUCCAAGUUGAAAAUAUCUCCAUCGUGAAAGCCAAAUUAUCCAUGCUCGAGAUCCAGCGUACUUUGCGGGCGCUCGCAAAGGUCACUACUGCAGACCUUUGGAAGCUCACCCAGAGUACGCUGGAUCCUUGAGCAUGCAAACUAUCGGGAACGGGAAGUAAUAUUCUAUAAUAGCUGCAUAAUGAUAAAGGAAUAUAGUGUAGCGUCUUAUUUAAAUCUGGCAGCAUUAUAAUGUCUGAAAUUUGUAUGAACAAUGUAAGAGAAAUAAAAAGGAUUGGAUUUGGUAUGAGAAUAAAUAAUCCAUCUUUGUGAAA